Messenger RNA from Encephalitozoon cuniculi GB-M1, 783 nucleotides. RefSeq lists its product as uncharacterized. The record is from RefSeq and is marked provisional. Bases 1 to 783 code for a protein of 260 amino acids. Gene Ontology annotation, molecular function: nucleic acid binding; ubiquitin protein ligase activity; zinc ion binding. Gene Ontology annotation, cellular component: nucleus. Gene Ontology annotation, biological process: ubiquitin-dependent protein catabolic process; protein ubiquitination; mRNA processing. The transcript has a single exon. Lineage: Eukaryota; Fungi; Microsporidia; Unikaryonidae.
AUGACAUCUGUUAUAAACUACAGAUUUCGGUCGAACAAGAACUUUUCCCGUAUCUCGUUUCAGGGGACGGGGCUUCCUCUAUGGGAACUCAAAUAUGAAAUAAUCAACCAAAGAAAAAUGGUUUCGAAGGACUUUGAUCUCCUGUUCUUCGACGGAGAGACGAACGAAGAGAUAAAUGAUGAAUACCAAGUGGUCUCGAUGAACAGCCAUGUAAUAGUGAGUAGGAUUCCUCUGUGGAUGUCGAAAGGAGGAUAUAAUGUUAAGGAGAAGAGGCUUGAAUCUCAGGGCAGCCACCACGGCUCGCAAAAGCACAACAAAGCAGUUCCUGAGAGCUAUGUAUGCUUCAGAUGUGGGCAGAAGGGACAUUAUAUCCAGAACUGCCACACAAACCAAGACAAAGCAUUUGACAUUCUGAGGAUCAGGAAGCCCUCUGGGAUUCCCAAGGACUUUCUUGUCCCUGUGUAUGGAGAAAAUGUGCCAUCGAAUGCUGCAAUGUUAGUCACUCCCGAGGGAGGAUAUGUCAAGGCACAGCCCCAGGUUCAGGAGUGGAAGAAGUACAAGCAAAGGACCAAGGCAGUCGCUGAGAUUCCGGACCAACUGAAGUGUCCUUCGUGCCACUGCCUGCUAAUAAACCCAAUGAAAACAAGUUGUGGCCACACACUAUGUGAUCAGUGCAUAGGGAUGGAUAAAAAGUGCUAUGUGUGUUCAAGAGUCAUUGAAGGGUUCACACAGGACAUAGACAUGAAGCUUGAAGUAGAGAAGGCCCUAGAACAAAGAAAGUAA